AUGCCAUAUCCAGCGCCGGCGACGCCAACAUUCGGCCAGUCUCCGGCCUCUGCCGAACGAUCUCCACCACUGUCCACCUACCCCAGCGAGGAGUUCAGGUGGUCGCCACAGCAUGGUAGCAAGCGGGUCAAGCUUAGUCCAGGUCGCGUAGCACUUCCCGGACACAGUGCUCCCACUUUCGCCGUCCCUCAGUAUCCCGCCACAUUCGAGCAGUCUCCAGGCUCAUCUCACCUCGGCUUGCAUAGCAUCAGCAGCAUCGUCAACACGCCAGCGACGCCGGGCUCGAGCAUUGCGUCCGGCUCACCGUACCCUCUGCAAGCGUCAGCGCUCGGCGUACACGAUCCACCAGACUUGCGCAGAUUGUCCGUCAAGUCGCUACUCUCGGACCCUUCGGAGGAGGUCGAGAAGCCUCGCAUUGUGAGAACCGAAAGCAAUAGGUACACGACGUACGGGUAUGACCAUGGCUUACCUGAUCUUGACGUGCCGAGAAACGAAGAUCUGAACGCCUUGAUGCCAAGGUCUCCCGAUAUGCGGCGGGCGAGCGCAGCUGUAUCUGAGGUCAGCUCCUCAAGUGGUGAGCCUGAUGCCAGGCUGAUCGCCUUCGAGCCAGGUGGCUACUACGCUGAGCCUGUGGCCGUGAAGAUCCCACGCUUCUUGGAACCCCUACCGGACGAGCUGCGAAACAACCCGAUGAACCUGCUGUACUUCCACCACUUCAUCAACCACACUGGCCGCAUCAUGGUACCGCACGACUGCCCGGAGAAUCCAUUUCGUGGCGUCUUACCGCUGAUGGCCACCCGUAACCAACACCUUCUGCACCUCGUGCUGACCUAUAGUGCAAGUCAUCGCGCAGGUCUGCUUGGUCACCCUGAACCAGCAAACCGCAUCGCCGCCUGGAUGACCGAUGUGCUGCCAGCGCUGAGACAGGCUCUCAGCGAGCCACAAUCGCCAUCUGCCGCUGAUCCCCGAGAUCCCUCAUCUCUCGCCCCCCUAGCAACGGCCAUCAUGCUCGCUUCGCUGGAGAUCGUCAGCCCGCACACUUUCGGCGUCUCAAUACCGUGGCAGAACCAUUUGCAAGUGGCGCGGCAAAUGAUCGUCGCCAAAGGCGGCCUCCACCACCUCGCACAAAAAGCAGACGGCGCUCGUGACAAGGCCAUCUUUUUUCUCAGCCGGUGGUUCGCCUACCUGGACGUCCUCGGCUCGUUGAGCGGUAGCAAGCAAGACCAGCCACUCUACGGCGCUUACCUCGAGGACGGCGGUGGCUUGUGGCUCGUCAAUCGCACCGAUGAGGAGAUCUACCAGAUCGACUGCUUCUUCGGCUUCUCUGGGAGAUGUAUAGCACUGCUCGCUCAAGUUGCCGAGCUGGCGGCGGAGUGCGAUAAGCAGCGCAUUGAUCCCAUCACGAACCAGGUCAAGGUAGGCUGGCUGCCGUCGGGAAAGGUUCGCCUUCAGGCGGAGGAGCUCAAGAAGCGCCUCGUCGCCAGCGCGUCUACUGUUUUCCGCGGCUGCACGCACUCGGAUCCGAAUAGCAAUCAUAUUGACGAGGAGAAGGACGAGCAAGAUAUCGCGGAGAUCUUCGCCACGAACGAAGCCUAUCACUGGGCUGGCCUCAUUCACCUCGCCAGACGAGUCCUAGCUCUCCCCUCCGCGGACGCAGAGGUCCAGACGAAUGUCCAACGCAUUUUAGCUUCGCUGGAGAAAGUGCGGAGAGGAAGCACCGCAGAGUCGUGUCUGCUGUUUCCCAUGUUCAGUGCGGGCUGUGAGGCGCUGACGGAGGGCGAGCGGCAGGUGUUUAUGGAUCGGCUGAAGGCGAUUGAGGGGUGGGGGUUGCAGCAUGUGGGUCGGGCGAGGAGUUUGAUGCAGCAGGUGUGGGAUACGGGCAAGCCUUGGGAGACGCUUGUUAAUGGUGAGUUCUUUGGGUAG
This is a messenger RNA of Baudoinia panamericana UAMH 10762, 1923 nucleotides long. RefSeq lists its product as uncharacterized. The record is from RefSeq and is a predicted model, not a curated record. NCBI's taxonomy places the organism in Eukaryota, Fungi, Ascomycota, Dothideomycetes, Mycosphaerellales, Teratosphaeriaceae. The transcript has a single exon. Gene Ontology annotation, biological process: positive regulation of transcription by RNA polymerase II. Gene Ontology annotation, cellular component: nucleus. Gene Ontology annotation, molecular function: transcription cis-regulatory region binding; DNA-binding transcription factor activity. Bases 1 to 1923 code for a protein of 640 amino acids.